ACUAAAUAACUUUGCAAUUUACAUUGGGAAUGAGGAGUGCAUGACAUACAAAGGUGAAAUUAACACCCCACAUGAGAUAACAUGCGAUGAAGCCAAGCAUGGGCGGUCAAUUAUGAUAAAAAUGAUGGAUGACACGCCUAGUCAACUAGCAUUGUGCUAUGUAGAAGUACAUGCAAAAGUCCACUGCACAGAACAACUUAUAUCUGGAAAUAUCUACCAUGUUGACGAUGCUAGAUUAAGUGCAUCAAGCACUUGGGAUGAACGUCAUGGAGUACAGAGAUCUAGAUUAAAUACACCGGGCAAUUCUACCCUGGUAGGAGCCUGGUCUGCUAGAAUAAAUGAUUUAAACCAGUGGAUUCAAGUUGACCUUGGUGAAGUUAUGUUAGUGAGUGGAGUUAUUACCCAAGGAAGACCUGAUUACAUACAAUGGGUUAC
Owenia fusiformis is the source of this 435-nucleotide messenger RNA. NCBI's taxonomy places the organism in Eukaryota, Metazoa, Annelida, Polychaeta, Sabellida, Oweniidae. The record is from the annotation of a GenBank genome assembly.